ACGUAAAAAUGACUGCAACGGAAAACCACUUUGGUUUGACAUACAGAGCUGCAUCCUUUUCAUCAUAAAAUCCCAAGAAACAAAAAAUAUUAUUGAGCCACUUUUAAUGAAACUUCGAAAGAUAUUUUGACAGCCACGGUUGCUGUGGCUGCAGGGCCCUGUGGAGCAGAAGAGCUGUGCCAUUCCCCCUUUUUCCUCUCAUGUCCCCCCCUGUGUGUUUCCCUGUGUGUUAGUGACCCCGCACCCCCACCCACCCCCCACCUGAUCCCUCCUGUCGUGUCGCCACUCCAGCCUGAAGCCCCCCUCUCACCCCAUGCUUGGGACAAAGCCAGCUCACUGCCAGCCCAAUGACUGCCUGGAUCGUCCUGCCUGUCAGCCUGUCUGCCUUCUCCAUCACAGGAAUAUGGAUUGUGUACGCCAUGGCUGUGAUGAAUCACCAUGUUUGUCCAGUGGAGAACUGGUCUUACAAUGUAACAUGCACAGAGGAGCUGCCCCGACCAGGCUUUCCCAAGACAUGCUGCACCAUCCAGGACAUCCCCCUCAUCAGUAAAUGUGGCUCCUACCCUCCUGAAAGCUGCCUAUUUAGCUUGAUCGGCAACGUUGGAGCCUUCAUGGUGGUGAUGGUGUGCUUUCUGCGAUACGCCCAGAUAAUCGAACACAGCCACCGAUGUUGGGUCAACACCAGCGCUCUGGUGUCCGGCUGCACCAACGCUGUCGGUCUGGUCAUGGUGGGCAACUUCCAGGUUGAUCACGCCAAAUCUUUACACUACGUGGGUGCUGGUGUGGCAUUUCCAGCAGGGUUGCUGUUUGUGUGCCUGCAGUGUGUGCUCACCUACCGGGUGGCUGUGACCGCCCUCGACUACUGGAUGGCCCAUUUCAGAGUGGCUCUAGCACUGGGAGCCAUGGUCUCCCUCGUCCUCAGCGGCAUCUUCUUCAUCCACGAGAGCUUCGUCCUGCAGCACGCUGCAGCCAUCUGUGAGUGGGUCUUCACAGUGGACAUCCUGGUCUUCUACGGCACCUUCACCUACGAGUUUGGCACCGUCACCAGCGAGACCAUGAUGACAGGUUUGCAGCAGAGCCACCACCACGGCUCAGGGGUUAUCAUGGGUCCCAGGGCCCGGGGCUCGGCACUGGGCGGAGCGACUAAGGGCCUGAAAUCCCCAGGGGGAAGCAGCACAUCCACACAUCUCAACUGUACCCCAGAGAGCAUAGCCAUGUUGUAGCUGUGCAUCGCUGCCCAAAGGUCUGAAAGAUCACUGCAGAGAUGCAUCAUGGGCUCCCACAGGAAGGCAAGACGACAGGCAGCAUGUGGAGGAAGUUCUGAUAUCUUAUCUUAACCAUUGACCCAACACCAGGUUAUCCCAUCUGUAAUGCUGUACUAUCUUUAUUUUCCCCCCCCCCAAUGUUGGUGCGAGCCACUGCAGUCACAUGUCCUGUAGCGAUGUGUGGAGCCAGUGUGAGUCCUGCAACCAUGAAUGUUUUCUAAGAUGGCUGUAGAUUUGGCCAAUUCUUCACGGGAGUCUGUUUCCUGAAUGCCACUUUUUCUUUUUCUAACUGUGCAUCACUGGUGUGCCCACAAAGUUUUUCUCCCCUGCCUAGACACUCCUUCAUGAACUACCCAAUGCUUUGCGCGGCCCACCUGUUCUGGCCUUUUGCUUAUCUCUGCACGGCACACUUUUUGAAUGAGAGAAUAACAAUUUCUGUUUGAGUUUUUGAAUUCGCGUAGUAAGUAGAAAAUACUGAAUGUUUGAGAAGUGACUAGUUAACAGUUAUGUAUGUUUUACAGGCUGUAAGCAUAUGGCCUUUUUUUUAAAUCAAUCAAGCAUAAAUUAUGUGUCAGAUGAUUGGCAAAAAUCAUUCAUUUCACUUGACAAAUUGAUUUGGUUGCACAGAUGAUUUUGAAUGCAAAAUUUCGAUGGUAUUUUUUAAUUAAUUUAGAGACUGUGUAUAUGUAUCUUGAGCCACUAUCAUUCUUGAGAUCAUCUCAAUCACUUUAACGGAGAAUCUCUGAAGUCCCCCCCGAUGUCAUUCCCUUAUCAUCCCACAUGUUGCAUGAUCUGAUGAUUUUUUUGUUGUAACAUUUACAUUUCAAGCUACCUUUUUUAUUUUUUAUUAACUGUCAUGUCCGGUGCAAUAAUUCCCAUCAAUUCUAUGAUAAUUUCUACUCCGUUGGAGUGAAUAAUGCCUUUUUUUUCAAUGUGUUGGAGUUGAAAGCAGGUUUUUUGUUCCUAAAGUGACACCAAGACAUUUAAGUGACCUACAUCGUAUAGUAAAGUGUGAUGGUAAAACACAUUUACAAAAUAGCAUAGUUCUCUCCCACACUGAUCUGAUUCCAGGCUGGACCCUUGGAAGCCUUACUUGAGUUAUGAGAAUUAUUGAUGUUCUGUUAAUUAUGAAAGCGAUGUCGAGCCUUCUCAGUAGUUCUAGGAAAAGGUGUGUUGUCAUGAGUUAAAAGUAUAUUAUGCAGGAAUUUCCUUAAAAACAAAAGACUGUAUAAACUCUUACAAAAAUAAUGAAAACCAUCCCUAUCAAUCACCACUUUUUUAGUUUUGCUGCAUUUGGGGCAUUUUCUGGUGUCACUCUUUGGGCAGAAAGCUACAAAAAUAGUGGACGCAGCACAGAAACAAACACUAUUCCUGCAUAGUAUGCCUUUAACUUUGAGGUGGAUAUGAUGCUUGUCGGCCUUGUGCCAUUAACCUCAUGGCAUCUAAAUGUCAAUACAGUGUUACAAACAUACAGGAUGUAGACUGAAGGGAAAGUGUGUCCUAUAUUGAGGUUUUUCUAUUAUUUCCUGUUGCCAAGCCCUCUCAAAGUGAUAUUUACAGUUAUGAAUUAACACCAGACUGCCACAAACUAAAGCUGACAUAAUGCCACCCAGUUUAGGUUAAACUCAGAGUACGUUUUUUAUUUAAGUGAGUGAGCUAUUUCUCUGUGAGCCGUUCGAGAAGUAUGUUUCAUAACAGUGUUCUGCCCUCUGCGUAGUGUCGAUACAUUUUUAACUGUCUAACCACUGGAUGCCAGCAAUACACGUUUUUAAAAAGGUCACAUCACCUACCUCUUUUAUCUUUUGUGGGUUUGAUGUUCUGAAAAGCUAGAGUUCCAACAUGUUUUCCAUCUCAUGGUUUGAGGUCGGGAACAGUAUUUAAUAUGAUGGCAGCUCAGCAAUCCACAGCUCCAUCCACAAAGUCUGAAUAAGUGUCAGCAUUUGACAGGACAGUGGAUGUGCUGUUAACACGAGCUGCAUCAUGUGUCAGGUCAGUUUUCUUUACUUUCUGUGCAAAUAAUGUAACUUCCCAUUCUGUCUUGUUCUGCAAAUCUUGCCAAAAAAGACUGGAGUCCACUUGAGUUUUUGUUGGUUCUCUGUUUGUCAGCAGUAGGUGUAUGAAUUGGUAUGAUUGCACUGUUUUAGCCUUAUCCCUCGUACUGUGCCAGGGAAACAUAUUCAGAUUUUUUUUUUUUUUUUGAUCUUGUGUUCAGCUGUAGCCAAUUUCACCAAACUGUAACUAAGUCACACAGUGUGACUACAAAUGGCAGCUUGUAUGAGCCCUCACAUCAGGGUUGGAUUUAUUCUGUAACACCAUCUGUUCCAUAACACCAUCUUCCACAGGCCAAAACUUAAAGGUGGAUUUUACAACUGUUUUUUUUUUUUUCUUUUUCUGUCAAAAUGUACACUCCAGUAAACUGUCCUAUUGUUGGUGGGAGAAUCCUAUAUUACAAAAGGCUGCCUGACCUGUACAUGUCUUGAACUCUUGCAACAGAAAAAAUGUCUAUAAAAAUGUAUUAGUCAUAUUUCCUCGAUUUGAAAAAUAUGUCAAAGAUGGUUAAUGGAGUCAGAGAAAUACCCAAAAACAAGUCAAGACAGAUUAUUUUGUUUCCUUUUAUAAAUUCUGUAAAUAUGUAUGAUUUGUCUAUCAUUUAGGUAUUUUCAUUUGACAGAGAUUUAUAUUCAAAUAUGAAAUAAAAAUGAUAAAUUAUUA
Molecule: messenger RNA, 3977 nt
Organism: Centropristis striata (black sea bass)
Lineage: Eukaryota; Metazoa; Chordata; Actinopteri; Perciformes; Serranidae
Product: transmembrane protein 150A-like
Exons: 8
Coding region: 348-1223 (291 amino acids)
Biological process (GO): protein localization to plasma membrane
Source: RefSeq, a predicted model, not a curated record